AUGUGUGUGGCGCGGCUGUCUUGUGUUUUUGUAGGGAAGCUGCUGCAGCAGCAGCCCAAGCCGCAGCAAGUGCUGCCCCACGGGGCAGCAGCAGCUCAGCCGCUGAGGGGCCCCCACAGCCCCACUUGGGAGCUGCAGCUGCAGGCGAGAAGCAGCAGCAGUCGCACUGUGGGUUGCUGCCGCUGCUUGCGCUGCAGCAGGAGCGGCAGCAGAGGCGGCCGCCUCGGUGGCAGCAGCAGCACGCACCAAUCCUGCAGCAGCAGCAGCACAAAAGGUAGGAGUCGAGGCAGCGAAAACUGCAGCAGCAAAUGCUGCUGCAGCGACGCAGAGGAAGAGUUGUUCUUUUUUGCCUCGGCAGCUGCAGCUGCCCGUCUGUGCCUAAUGCCGGGCAAAGUGGCUUGCGUUGCGGGGGUGCAGCUACAGCGCGUGCGCAGCAAGAAGCAGCAGCAACAGCAGCAGCAGCAGCAGCAGCCGCUGCGGCUUGUCGCUGGCCCCACGGCGUUCAUCGCUCAGUGGCAUGUGGGGGAGCUCAAGGCAGCACUAGAGGCCUCGCAGCAGCAGCAGGGGCCCUCGACUCUCUGUGCUGAAGGGGCGGUGCAGCAGGAGGAGGAAGUGCAGCAACAGCAGGAGCCGGUGCAGCAGCAGACGAGCAAGGAGUCUUUGCUGCUGGGCGCAGCAACAGUGGGGGAAGAGCAGCAAAACCCUUUGCUGCUGCUGCUGCUGCAGCUCGUUGGCGCCCUGGGGCCAUCAGCGCUCUGCGACGGCCGUCUGCCGUGGCUGCUGCCGCUGCUUCCCAUUCGCGGUGAGGCAGCUGCGCCUGCUGCUGCAGCUGUGCUGCUGGCAGCCAGCAGCAGCAGCAGCAGCACGGAGCCACCGCAAACGCUUCGCAACUGCCUAGGGGGCCCCGACGCCUCUGGGACUUCUUUGCUGCUCUUUCUGGGGUGCCAGCAGCAGAAAGGGGCCCCCUUUGAAAGCUUAAUGGCAAAACCUGUUUGCUUCCAGGGGCCCGUCACGAGCUGCCGAGGCAGCUGCAGCUUCGGGCUGCUGGGGGGUUUGCUGCAGUGGCAAGCAUUUCCCUGGUGCCUCAGCAGCAGCGCCGAGAGCAGGGGCGUUGUGGGCGGCUGCGGCGCCUUGCUGCUGCUGCUGCAACAGCACUUGGGCUGGAGGGACUUGGGCGCCAGCGGCCGAGACAUUCUAUGCAGAGCAGCACGAUGGGCAGCAGCAGCAGCAGCAGCAGGAAGUGAAAAAUCUUGUGUGGGGUGGGGGGCCCCUGCAGCGGCGGGUGGGGCCCCACAGGGAGAUAGAGACACCUUGCAUGCAGCCUGGGGGGCCCCGAGGGCCCUCCCCGUGGCCCUCAUAUCCAGCAGCAGCAGCAGCGUGCUGCUGCUGGGGCCCCCUGCCCUGAGGGGCCCUGGGGCAGGGCCUCUGG
This is a messenger RNA of Eimeria tenella, 1429 nucleotides long. RefSeq lists its product as uncharacterized. The annotation marks the transcript as partial. Lineage: Eukaryota; Apicomplexa; Conoidasida; Eucoccidiorida; Eimeriidae. The transcript has a single exon. The record is from RefSeq and is a predicted model, not a curated record.